This is a messenger RNA of Ylistrum balloti, 687 nucleotides long. RefSeq names its product transmembrane protein 179B-like. The record is from RefSeq and is a predicted model, not a curated record. The transcript has 5 exons. NCBI's taxonomy places the organism in Eukaryota, Metazoa, Mollusca, Bivalvia, Pectinida, Pectinidae. The coding region runs from base 1 to 687 and encodes 228 amino acids.
AUGGGAAUAGUGGAUCUACACCUGUUGUUACAAACAAUUCUGUAUUUCUCGACAUGUCUCAUUGGGCUAAUUACGUGUAUUACCUUCGGUGUGUCACGGGCCAUAUUCAGCGGAAAUUGUCUGAUAUACGCAUCGUUGGACUGGAAUUUGAAGGGAGACCAAUUUACGACGAAAUACUCUCCGUCUUCUAUUUGUGAUUUCCCGAUAUAUCUGUUUGUGCUCGGUUGUGUGUUGUAUCCGCUCGGAGUUGGAAUUUACAAUGCAUAUGCCACUUAUAAAACACGCGAAGACGGAUCCAUCCCAUUCCAGAUGUGGGUGUGGCCUUUUGUUCUGUUGAAUGCCAUACUGACAUUCUUGGUGCUGGUGUGCUCCUGUAUUAUCAGUGUUGGUAUGUUCAGGGUCUGCUCUGAACUUAGUAAGGGGAAUAUCUACAAAGGUUGCGCAGACGCCCAAGACCAAGAAUGGACGGAUGCAAAUGGCGACAACUUCAACACUGGAUAUUUCUUUAAUCUCCUUGAGGUUGCAGAGGUUGCCUGUUGGAUUUGUACGUUAGUUUGGCUUGUUCAAGUAGUAUUGGGAGUCAUACGAAUCUACAGAAACAGACGAAUGCGAUCAAGUCUCGAGAAAGAUGAAAACUACGACAAAACCAAGAUAGCCAAAAGAGAAUCCAAGCAUUCAAAGCAUUAA